AUGAAAUAGUGAAGCUAUAUGUAAGUAUCUACUGCUGUUGGUUGGAUCACAAGGACAUGGAAUUAAGUGAAACCAGUGUAGAAAUAAGAGAUUGUUCCAUAGACUUUAUUCCUGUAUACAUUAAACAAGAGAGUAGCGAACGUGAGACAGAUUUUAAUGAUGUUGAAAUAAUUAAUGCAGCCCAACAUUUUUGUGCUAUUGAAAUCAAAGAAAGAAAAACAUACAGUGCUACCAGCAACCACAAGGAAUCAAAUAUAAAUAAUAAAGAUUAUUCACAAAAUACAAGCAGCUUAAAUAAUAUAAAUUCUACAUUAAAUCCUACAGAACAAAAUGAUAAUUGUAAUAUCAAUGGAAUUUUGAAUGAAUCAACGUACUUGCAAAAUUUGGACUACGAAAAUGUGAAUAUAGAAAUACAAAAGCCAACGAAUGAAAUUUCAGAAGUUUUUAUUGAUCAAAAUGAACAAAUACAGACAGCUAAUUAUAGUAUUUCAACAGUGACUAUAGCAAGUGAGCUGUUAGGACUAAACUUGAAUAUAAAAAAAGAAGAUGAAAUAGAUCAUGAAACAGUUUAUACAACGGGAUGGCUAUGCAGUGUGGAUAAUGAAAGUGAUCAAUCUAAUAUUUCCAAGACUACCAAAGAUCAGAUCGAAAUUCCUACAGCAAUUGAACCUACAAUAACAUCAUUAACAAAACAAGGGGACCAAACAUCAGAAACUGAUAAUAAUUUGAAAGGCAAGGAAACUAAACCUGAAAGAUGUAGAAGGCAAUUGAAAAUCCGAUUGUUACAAGAUUACAAAGACAAACUUCGGAGGAAAGCAGAGUGCAUGAGAGAAAAAAGAAAAAAGUUAUAUGAACAGGAAAGUGAAGAACAACGUGUACAGAGGUUGGCAAAGGAAGCAGCGAAAAGGCGAGAAAUGAGGAUGUAUUAUGAAACACCAGAACAAAGAAGGAAAAGAUUAGAUGCUGAGGCAGCAAGAAAGAGAGAAUAUAGGAUGUAUAAUGAAACACCAGAAGAAAAAAGAAAAAGGUUGGAUCGUGAAGCCGAAAGAAGGAGAAUGAAAAGGCUUUCACUAUAUGCUACUGAAACUCCUGAACAGAGGAGAGAGAGAUUGAACAGAGAAUCAGCAAAACGACGAGAAGCUCGACUAAAUCAGUAUGCUAAGGAAACACAAGAGGAAAGAAAAGAAAGAUUAAAGAAAGAUGCUUUAAGAGUUAGAGAAAUGAGAUUUACAAGGUCUGCUAUCGAAACAGAAGAGGAACGCAGACAAAGGUUAGUAAAAGAUGCUCUUAGAAAAAGAGAGGUAAGAAUGCAUGGAGGCCAUUCAGUGAAUAAUAAUUUCACUGAACUUCAAACCGUUCGCAAUUUUGAAGAAUUAAACAAUGUGCAGAUAAAGGAGAAUCCUGAUAAUCAGUUGGGAGGUCAUUAUUUGAGCAACUGGAUGAUGUGGUUUCAAAACUCAUUAGCUCAACCAGUUCAAGUUGGAGAACAAAUUGUCAAGUCUCAGUCGGAAAAUAAUACAUAA
Molecule: messenger RNA, 1523 nt
Organism: Dufourea novaeangliae
Lineage: Eukaryota; Metazoa; Arthropoda; Insecta; Hymenoptera; Halictidae
Product: histone-lysine N-methyltransferase, H3 lysine-79 specific-like
Exons: 2
Coding region: 57-1523 (488 amino acids)
Source: RefSeq, a predicted model, not a curated record